UGACUGCAUCACCUGGUCUGUGAAUUUUCCAUUAGAAGCUUGGUGUGCUGUUAGGUGAAAGACUUGCUCAGCUAUGCGUCAUUGGGUUUUAUCAACAUAUAGGCGAAAAAAAUCCUGGUCUCUGAGUGUACAGCUGAGAUGAAAAUUUCUUUUAUUGGAGGAAGUAUUGAGUGUGUGCUCUCAAAUGCGGCCUCAGUUGAGUAGUGCAUUCCUGAGUUUUGGAAGCAAAUUUGCAAACAAUUGAGAGUCGUACAGUGGGUGUUCUAACUGGAUUCAGGUUUUUUCUAAUGUAAUUUUUUCACACGUAAAUUAAAAAGUUUAGAAAUGUCACACAUAACUUCAUAACACUUUAUGGAGAAAUGGUUGUACUUUUAAUUUUUUUCUUUUUAUUUAUACUCCAACUGACUGAGCAGAGGUUGUACUUCUAAAUAACUUUGUGGAAGUUUUUAGUACCAUAAUUUUUAUAAUUUUCAUUCCAGUCCUUUGAUAUUUAUGACAGUACUUCUGAAGCGCUUACUGAGUGCCGGACACUGUUGUAAGUGCUUUACGGAACUUGACUUUUUUUUUUUUUUGAGACGGACUCUCGCUCUGUCGCCCAGGCUGGAGUGCAGUGGUGCAGUGGCUCGAUCUCGGCUCACUGCCACCUCUCCCUCAUGGUUUCAAACACUUCUCCUGCCUCAGCCUCCCAGGUAGCCAGGAUUAUAGCCGCCCGCCACCACUCCCGACUAAUUUUAUUUUGUAUGUUCUUUUUUAGUAGAGACGGAGGAGUUUCACCAUGUUGGCCAGGCUGGUAUCGACCUCCUGACCUCAAGUGAUGUGUCCAUCUCGGCCUCCCAAGGUGCUGGAAUUACAGGUGUGAGCCACUGUGCUCGGCCUACCUUUUUUUUUUUGUUUUUUGUUUUUUUGAAAAGGAGUUUCGCUCUUGUCCAGGCUGGAGUAUAAUGGUGCGAUCUCAGCUCACCGCAAUCUCCGCCUCCCAGAUUCAAGCGAUUCUCCUGCCUCAGCCUCCUCAGGAGCUGGGAUUACAGGCGCCCACCGCCAUGCCCGGCUAAUUUUUGUAUUUUUAGUAGAGACGGGGUUUCACUAUAUUGGCCAGGCUGGUCUCGAACUGCUGACCUCAAGUAAUCCGCCUGCCUCAGCCUCCCAAAGUGCUGGGAUUACAGACGUGAUCCACCAGGAUCACACCAGGCCGCGCCUGGCCUGCUUUCAUUUUAAAAGUCAAAUUUGUCAUCCGCCUCAGUGCUUGUAAUCUUUUCUGAGUGAGAUACUGAAAUUUGCAGUUUCGUUUUGCUUGCACUUGUUCACUGGACCAGUAGUCACUGUUAAAUGUAAAAGUAUCUACUUCCUCUGAAAGUUUUUUAUUCCUUUAUUUCCUGCCUGGGCUUGUCCUCCACCCUACAUGUAUGCGUAGUAGAUUUAGUGUUUGUUAUCCUAACCUUUAGGUUUAGGGAUUGACUGGGUUUCUGACUUUUUAUUUGGCCAAUGAGGACGAUACAGAAAAUGAAGCAUUGGUCAUUAUCACAUUUUAACGCUGAAAAAGUAAGAAGGACAACCCCGGAAUAAAAUGAUAUCAGUAUCAAGAUAAAAGUUUGGAAUGGGAGAAAAAUUCUCAAAGCCUGAAAGAAAAUCUGUAGUUACUUUUGGUGACGCUGUCCAGUUCCCACAAUGUAUCAUUCCUUAUCUGAAACUAGACAUCCUCUGCAGCCAGAAGAACAAGAAGUAGGCAUUGACCCCUUGUCCAGUUACUCUAACAAGUCUGGAGGAGAUUCAAAUAAAAAUGGAAGAAGAACAAGUUCUACUUUAGACUCUGAAGGGACUUUUAAUUCCUAUAGGAAAGAAUGGGAAGAACUAUUUGUAAACAACAAUUACUUGGCAACAAUAAGGCAGAAGGGGAUUAAUGGGCAGCUGAGAAGCAGCAGGUUCCGCAGCAUUUGCUGGAAGCUAUUUCUUUGUGUUCUUCCUCAAGACAAAAGUCAAUGGAUAAGUAGAAUUGAAGAAUUAAGAGCAUGGUAUAGCAACAUUAAAGAAAUACAUAUUACCAACCCGAGGAAGGUUGUUGGCCAACAAGAUUUGAUGAUCAAUAAUCCUCUUUCACAGGAUGAAGGGAGUCUUUGGAACAAAUUCUUCCAAGAUAAAGAACUUCGAUCAAUGAUUGAACAAGAUGUCAAAAGAACGUUUCCUGAAAUGCAGUUUUUCCAGCAAGAAAAUGUGAGAAAAAUUCUUACAGAUGUUCUUUUCUGUUAUGCCAGAGAAAACGAGCAGUUGCUUUAUAAACAGGGCAUGCACGAACUGUUAGCACCUAUAGUCUUUGUCCUUCACUGUGACCACCAAGCUUUUCUACAUGCCAGUGAGUCUGCACAGCCCAGUGAGGAAAUGAAAACUGUCUUGAACCCUGAGUAUCUGGAACAUGAUGCCUAUGCAGUGUUCUCACAACUUAUGGAAACUGCUGAACCUUGGUUUUCAACUUUUGAGCAUGAUGGUCAGAAGGGGAAAGAAACACUGAUGACUCCCAUUCCCUUUGCUAGACCACAAGAUUUAGGGCCAACAAUUGCUAUUGUUACUAAAGUCAACCAGAUCCAGGAUCAUCUACUGAAGAAGCAUGAUAUUGAGCUUUACAUGCACUUGAACAGACUAGAAAUUGCACCACAGAUAUAUGGGUUAAGGUGGGUGCGGCUGCUAUUUGGACGAGAGUUCCCCCUGCAGGACCUUCUGGUGGUCUGGGAUGCCUUGUUUGCAGACGGCCUCAGCCUGGGUUUAGUAGAUUAUAUCUUCGUAGCCAUGUUACUUUACAUCCGAGAUGCUUUGAUCUCUAGUAACUACCAGACCUGUCUCGGCCUUCUGAUGCAUUACCCAUUCAUCGGGGAUGUACACUCACUGAUUCUUAAGGCUCUGUUCCUUAGAGAUCCAAAGAGAAAUCCAAGACCAGUGACUUAUCAAUUCCAUCCAAAUUUAGAUUAUUACAAAGCACGAGGAGCAGACCUCAUGAAUAAAAGCCGGACCAAUGCCAAAGGUGCUCCCCUGAAUAUAAAUAAGGUCUCUAAUAGCCUGAUUAAUUUUGGAAGAAAGUUGAUUUCCCCAGCAAUGGCUCCAGGCAGUGCAGGUGGCCCUGUACCUGGAGGCAACAGCAGUAGCUCCUCCUCUGUUGUAAUUCCUACCAGGACCUCAGCAGAGGCCCCAAGCCAUCACUUGCAACAGCAACAGCAGCAGCAGAGGCUGAUGAAAUCAGAAAGCAUGCCUGUGCAAUUGAACAAAGGGCUAAGUUCUAAAAACAUCAGUUCAUCUCCAAGCGUUGAGAGUUUGCCUGGAGGAAGAGAAUUCACUGGCUCUCCACCUUCAUCUGCUACUAAAAAAGAUUCCUUUUUUAGCAACAUCUCACGUUCUCGCUCACACAGCAAAACUAUGGGCAGAAAAGAAUCUGAAGAAGAAUUAGAAGCCCAAAUUUCCUUCCUUCAAGGGCAGUUGAAUGACCUGGAUGCCAUGUGCAAAUACUGUGCAAAGGUGAUGGACACUCAUCUUGUAAAUAUUCAAGAUGUGAUAUUACAAGAAAAUUUGGAAAAAGAAGAUCAAAUUCUGGUUUCCCUGGCAGGAUUAAAACAGAUCAAAGACAUUCUAAAAGGUUCCCUGCGUUUUAACCAGAGCCAGCUAGAGGCCGAAGAGAACGAACAGAUCACCAUUGCGGACAACCACUACUGCUCCAGCGGCCAGGGCCAGGGCCGAGGCCAAGGCCAGAGCGUUCAAAUGUCAGGGGCCAUUAAACAGGCCUCUUCAGAAACGCCAGGGUGCACUGAUAGAGGGAAUUCCGAUGACUUCAUCCUGAUUUCCAAAGAUGAUGAUGGGAGCAGUGCCAGGGGCUCCUUCUCCGGCCAGGCCCAGCCUCUUCGCACCCUCAGAAGCACCUCUGGGAAAAGCCAGGCCCCAGUCUGCUCCCCACUGGUGUUCUCAGAUCCACUGAUGGGCCCAGCCUCAGCUUCCUCCAGCAACCCCAGCUCCAGUCCUGAUGACGACAGCAGCAAGGACUCUGGCUUCACCAUUGUGAGUCCCCUGGACAUCUGACCACAGUGCCCAGUCCUGCCCCACAGGGAUCUAGCCACCCUUCAGUGGCCCCAAGGCCAGACUGAGGCUCAUCCAGUGGAGAACCUUCUUAAACCACUGCUUCCUUCCCGGCAUGCAUUUUGCAUUGGUCCAGCCCUUUGAAACCCCUUAGAGAGAAGCAUAUAUGGCCACAAAGCACAGAGGCUUAGGUUUGCCACAUGCAGACAGGGCUUUCUGGGCCCUUACCUAAUCCCCACCCGACUCUUGCUCUGAGUUAGAGCUGAGUUACGUACCCAGUAUCACACUCACAGUUAGAAAAGACCGAAUCACAAUUUAGAAUCACUUUUCCUCUGUCCCCUUCUCCCCAGCUAAGAAUGUGUGGCACCUCCAUCAGUUAUACUUAGAAGGAGCAGAAAUAGUUAUUUUCGUAUCUUCUAUCCCUCAAAGCAUCAGACAUGGGAAAAUUGGUUUAUACCAAGAAAGCUUCCUCUGUGGAAAUCUGUCUCAGCCUACUUUAUUCCUGCAUUGGGAAGCCAUAUCGCAGAGCUAAAUGCAAUAGAAUGAACCAGAACUAGUGGAUUCCAGGGCUGGGGGAAAAAAAAAAAGAAAAAACCUCAUUACUGACCUCUCAAAGUUAUAAGGAUCUCUGCAAACAGGAUCUAAGCUUAGGAAUAAUAUUUAGGUGUGAUAUAGUGUUAGAUUUUUUUGAUGUAUUAAAGAAUGCAUCUCCAAUCCUUAGGCCAUAUCAACUUUGGCCAUCAAUAUCUCUCCUUAAACAAUUAUAUUUCACCUUUUAGAAUCUUUCAUAGCCAGAAAACAAGAUUACUGUAAGCCAGUUUUAGCUGCACUGAUUUCAAAAGAUAUAAGAAUAUUACUAUCCUUCAAAUGGAAAAUGCGACCUUGACUUUAUGGGAUAAACAUCUUUCAGACAGUCAGUUUUCUAGUCAGGUUUCUCUGGUUUCAGAGCUGUAUAUACCUGUCAACUGAGGAAUAAAGGGAAAAACCCAAGUUCAUUCCCACCCAAAGUCAGAAUCCCUCAUUGGCCUUAAGGUAGCAGUCAUAAGACAGAGAAUUGGACCUAGAGUCCCUUCUGUGGGGAAUAAGGAUACCUAGAGAACAUUCCACAUGCCAAGAGGAUGCAGGAUUUCUACACAACCCCUUCCCUUCUUGGAAGUCAAGUGUAGGUACUGCAGGGCCUGUGCUCAGCUGUGAACCCCGUAUCCUGGGCCCCACUGCCGGGACCGGGUCUGACAUGCCAGUGCCUUCCUGGGCUGAGCACAGAUUAGAGACUCUCCCCCUUGUCAGUCAGCACCUUAGGAAACCAUGAUGGGCACAGAGCAUCACAUGAGCUGUUUCUCUCCUUAAAGAAGAUCCCUGGAAAGGAUGCUUUUCCUCUCCUUUGCCUGCGCAGGAAUUCUAACAGGAGUGGGUGAGGAUGGCAGAGGGACACAGUGCCUGUCUCGCCUCCAUCAGGGAGAGCAGCCAUGCCAGGGAUGACUAGCUCUUUGAGCCUGUCCUCAGAGGAUGGCGAGGCAGCCGGGCAGUGGAGGCCUUCAUGGUAACAAAUGAAAGCUCAGUAUAGAGGAACAGACACUGUUUACGUCCCUCCCACUGCUAACCUUAUAUAUCUCUAUAGACAAAUGUGAUAAUGACAUGAUUUCCCACCUGCCCUCCAAGAAAAUGGUGACUCACUCUCAAGUCAGCUACUGUAGAGAGGGUUCUAAUUGGUUCUGCAAUUUGCUCUUAAACUCUAGCAGGGAACUCUCCUCUUACCACAUCAGCAUGUAAGGUGAAUAAUAACUGGUUUUGCCAGACAGCAGGUUGUCUGACCUUCAACCACUGGGCAAUUGCCUGGCAGAUGCACACAGUAGCUCCCUGGCUUCUGGCUCUGAGUGUUCCUCUCAGCACCUCUGAGUAAGCUGCUGCCAAGCACAUAUCCCUAUGACAACACUUUGUAAAAGCCGCGGGGCCCCCAUACAGCGAGUGACCUUGCAACUGUGCAGGGUUGCCAUUGGUCACUUUCUCACCUUGGGAAGGUGUCAGUGUUUUCAGUUCUAAGGUAAGAGGUGUAGAGCUGUUCCCACCAGGGCUCUGGGACAGACUGGAAAGGACCACAGACCUGGCCAUCCCUGGGCAGCAGGGCCAGUGUCACCUGCUGACCUCUAGUAUUUCCUUUGCCCUAGAGCUAGAGUCAUGAUAGCUGAGGGUCACUCGCCCUGCAAGAGUCACUAGGCACCCACCAUGCCAAUAAGGCUCUCCGCUGGCUCCCUGCAGUUGGCUGGGUGUUUAAUAGUCACUGAAAACUCCCAGCCCUGCUGCACACUAGAGGCAGGUCCUCUCGGUCCUCUCCAUCCUGUGCUUCUGUGGCCCCCAGCAAGCUCACCACCUCCUUGGAGGAGAGAGACAUACAAGGACAGUGGGUCAUGGGUAGUACCAGCCUCAAAUUCCCACAGGCUCAUACUCAGACAAUUGUAUUACUGCCUUAUGUUUUUUAAGUGUUUUUUUAAAUUCUUCAUAGUUGAGUAUUAUUUGCAAUUUUAUUAGUUACAGUGCUAUUAAAGAAUAUGUGCUCCUUUUUAUUAUAUUAUCAGAUACUUAUGUUUAAUUGUACAUUUUUUAAAUCCUGAAUAUAUUGUGUUUUGUUAACAAAUGUAAUCAGUGGAACCCUUCUUACGUUUUGAUUAUUAGCAGUUAAAUACAUUUUGUAUACAUGAAGCUUAGAUUAAUUCCCAUCAUCAUCAUCUCCUGUUUUUAUAUGUGUCCCUAUGUGUUUCAUGCAUUCCUCUUUGAUCAGAUUGGAAUUUGAGUUAAAAUUUAGCUUUGUACAUUACGUGUGAGAGUUACAGACUAGCAAGUCUAAUUACUUUGCCUUACCUUGAGUGUAUGCCACAGGGUCAGAUAACACAUUAAACAUUUAGUUACACUGGAUUACUCUUCCAAAGCUGACCUCCUGCUAAUGUUCAGAGGUAACUGCAAUCCGGAAAGAAAUAAUAUCACUGCAGAAAGAAUGUGACUCUAAAAAUAAACCAGGACCUCCCUGUGAUUUGCCUUGCCUGCAGAUGACCAGUUGACUCUUGUGCUGUCAGCCCUGGGGUUGCUAAGGAAGCUGCUUCAGGGAGUUGGGGGUUAGUUGCCCGCUCUCAACAGGAAUGCCUCCUCUACUUUGUCAGAGAUGCUGAACAAAUAUCAAACUCUGUGGCAGUCAUGCUGGCCUCCUAAGAAUAACCUGUGAGUCAGAGUUGAUGCACAUUAUUUUUGUUUUUAUUUUAUUUUUUUAAGGAACUGCUCCAAGGGUUCAUUAUAGAACAGGAGUGUGUACGGAGGACUUAGGUCCCCACAUAGAGUGGCCGUUCUGUGGCGGCUCCAACCAAUUCCAUCCCUCCUUUCCUGCGGACACACACCUGGCCCCUGGCCCCUGCCCUGUGUGUCUGGAGGAGGGGCACUGGGGAGGCUGUGGAGCAGAGAGAAGAGGCCGGAUACAUUGAGGAUGGCACCUGGCAAGCCAGGCUUCCUUCUCAAAGGCCAGACUGCUUUCUCAGUGUUACUUACUAAAGCUCUCUUUUUAUACUGUUAAAAAGAUAUAUAAAGUUCGUAUAAACAGGCUUGAGACCACUUUGAUGUAAAAGCUGUCAUAGUAGUUUUUCUCACAGUGGCACAAUUCAUUUGAUUGAUGGAAUAUUCAGUGACGCCAUGUAUGCCCUAUCGCUUUUUUCUCAUCCAUCUUUAUGCUAUAACUCAUACUGAUUUAAGAAAUGAUUUCUCCUUUUGGCAAAGCGACCCCAUUCAAUAUGGUUAUAAUAAAAGACUAAUGUCAAACUGAGA
Homo sapiens (human) is the source of this 7854-nucleotide messenger RNA. It is a transcript of the gene TBC1D5, whose product is annotated as TBC1 domain family member 5. Gene Ontology annotation, cellular component: autophagosome; cytoplasm; endosome membrane. The transcript has 22 exons. Lineage: Eukaryota; Metazoa; Chordata; Mammalia; Primates; Hominidae. The record is from RefSeq and is marked validated. Bases 1666 to 4053 code for a protein of 795 amino acids.